UCUUGGUAAGCAUAAAACAUAAAAAAAGCAUUCUUAUGCAAUUAAUUUAUUACACUGAUAGAUAACAAAAGACACCAAAAUGUUCCUCAUCAGCUUAUACAUGUGUGCAUGUCACAGUAACUGUUUACACAGCCGGAUUCAGCUGACCCUGCAGAGCGGGGUGUCCGAGGUGCAGUCCUGCAUGUUGGAGGAAGUGUAGGGCUACUAUGAGGAAGCUCUGUCCAUCAUAGCAACCACAGUGAGUUGGUUACGGUGACUCAGCAGCCGUCACACACGACCUGCUGCAGCUCAGCCCCGCAAUUAUUCUUUGAAAGAAUCUCCUGUUUCUGUCAAUGGGCUUUUAGUUAUGCCUCAGUUAGCAGAUGCUCCAUUCACCAGCUUCUUCCUGCCAAUUUAGAUGCUAAUUUGAAAAUAUCGCCUGUGCCCUUUAUCUUGAACUAGCAUUGCAGAAAACUUGCAUAAGCGUCAGGAUGUUAUUCUGAAUCUGUGACCUUCAUGAAACCAUCGAUAUAAAAUUGCAUUAUAUAAAUUUGCAGCUAUCAUUACAGAAUUUAAGCUCGAAUAUCUGAUCCAUUCCUCCACGAUAUCACACGGAUGUCUUGUUUUCUCACACAGCCAGAGGACUUCACAGAACUGGAGAUCAGAGCAUGGAAUGCAGGAAUUCUGCUCUACAGUCUGGCCCAGUAUCCCGAGGCUGAGAGGUGGUUUGGGCUGGGAAUGAGCUUCCUGAAGCACCUGGGCUCCCUGCAGGACAGCUAUCAGACUCAGAUGGCGGGUCUGUACAGUGAGGUGUUGGACAGGCUGGAUAAAGCAAAGAAGAAUCUCAUUACUGAAGAGCGAAUGAUGGCGUCUUCAGUCGCAGAUGGAAAUCUCAGGUCUAAUGGCACGUGUUUAAUAUAAAGUGUGAGUUUCCUUGCAUGUUUGUGAGAAGCUAAGAGAUGUACAGUGCAUCUGAGGGAUUGUUCGGAGUUAUGGAAGGUUAAGAAAAAUAGAAUGUCUUGUAUUCAUUUAAUCUGAAAUAUUUUUUGGCAGUAUUAUUUUAUUACCUGUCAUCCGGUUAUCUGUUUGAGCUUUUCUUGGGUGACUAGUUCAAAACAUCUGCAUUGCGAUACAAAACAAAUAAAAAUGCAUGCAUUGAAAUCGUAACAGAGUCACAUAGUUUAUUUCCAAACAAACUCUUGCCCAGUCCAAAGAAAAAAAAAACAAAAAAAAAAGUAAUAAUGAUAAUAAUCAGUAAGACUGUGUUCUCUCCUGACCAGGAUAUAAAAGAGCAGUUUUCCUUGUGUCCUGAUGGGUUGUACCACCUGUAAUCAUAGGGAGGACACUACUGUACAAUCAAAGGGUUCAUAUUUGCAAGCACUUACUGCACAAGUGUGCUAUCACAUCAAAAACUCAAUCACUCAAGACAAAUCUCUUCCCCAUUUCACACUCAUGCCCUCUGGAGCAGAGACCCUCAUUAGUACACCAGAACUGCUCUGAUUCAAUCCACUUCAUUAGAAAUAUAUAGUACAAUGAUUCUAAAUUCUUUGGGCUUCACCAACACGGCUGACUGGCAUCAACAGUGCGAACAGUCAGCUGCUUUCCACUCUUCACCUCAAGAGGACCAGAUCUAUGCUAAAAGGAGUCAUUUAUGCUCCUGAUUUACUUUAAUUUCACUCCAUGGGUUGCUGUCUGCACGUCUUAUAUAUAUAUAUAUUUGUAUUUUUACAUUAGUUUUUCAUCUAUACACUCAGACAAGUUCCACGAGAUAUCACAAAUAGACAGGCCGUAUUGUAUGGAAGCUGGUUCCCGACUUACUAAAAAAAUUGUUCUGAUAGGCAGCUGAAGAUAUAUUUUUUUUUCUAUAGAGAAAUACCAAUGUUACGGCACAUUUGUAUGGAAAUUAAUCUCUGAAUAAAUUCAAAAAGUUUACUUACCUGACAUUUGUGAUAUAUAAAACAUGUUUGUCCCAGUUGUGUCACACAUGCAUGAAGCACAAGUGAGGGGGAUAUUUACACUUUACAGCUAUCAUACCCAUUAAAACAGUCUGUAAGCAGUUUAUAAAUGGCUCUGUUCCCUUCGAUUAUUCCCUGAACUCUGGUUUUGACACGGGGUAUGACAGCUGAUUUCGCAGGGACACACGGCAGGUGAGCGCACCCGUUUAGAAAAUGCCUGGGCCCAGGAACUUCCCCUUGCUUUCUGCGGGAUCCAGACUUCUCAAUACAGAAACAAAGAAUCUUUGAAGGAAGAGAUCGAAGGAAGUACUGUUCUUCUGUUGUGAUCCUUUUCUCUCCGGCUGAACCCAAGGACGACCACAGACAUAGUGCUUACAAAGUAUUUCAAAUAAUAAUAAAAAAGGACUAAAUAUUUAAAAAUACAUAAAUAUAAUGUAUCGGCAUGUCUGGGUGUUCAGUUAGAGGAGAGAAAAUCAUCCCUUUGAAUUCAUACUCAAGGCCCUUUAGUUGCUUUAAAAAAAAAAAA
This is a messenger RNA of Carassius auratus (goldfish), 2460 nucleotides long. Its product is annotated as testis-expressed protein 11-like. The record is from RefSeq and is a predicted model, not a curated record. The transcript is spliced from 2 exons. Bases 595 to 900 code for a protein of 101 amino acids. NCBI's taxonomy places the organism in Eukaryota, Metazoa, Chordata, Actinopteri, Cypriniformes, Cyprinidae.